UCAUCGGACCUUUUAAAAAUAAGAUGGACCAAGGCAAAGUGAAACUUUAUAAAUUCUUCAACGAAGUAAAUUUGACGCAGUCAGAGAGAUAAAAACAUUCAUGAGAAUCAAGCCGUGUCUCUUCCUCAAAAUGCUUAAGCAUUUUCCCUCCAUUCAAGAUGGAUUUCAAAAGUGAAAUACAAUCCGAGGUUGUCAAAGGAGAAUAUGGUGUUGAAGAUAAUGUUUUUGGACUGCAAAAUCCCAUUGGAAUUGGAAUAGAAACAUUAGCUUCGGAUGUUGACGAAAGUAAGGUAAAAUUUGAAAUUAUAGAGAUUGACGAUGAUAGCACAAAUGUACGCUAUCAUCGUUCAAAUGAAAACGAUAAUCAAUGUGGGAUCUGUGGAAAAAAAUUCACAAGACGCGCAAAUCUCGAAAUGCACAUGGAUAUUCAUCCUAAGUCUGAGAAUGAAUCCCAAGAAGUACCGGAAGUGCAGCCAAAGAAGAGAAAGAAUUCUGUAAAUGCCAAGGAGGCACAACCAAAGAAGAAAGCAAAGACUUCACAAGAGAAAAUUGAUGAAAAUUCCGAUAAAAACCAUUCAAAACGUAAAAAACAAAAGAAAAACGAUCUAUUCAAACCUAAACAUUUUUCCUGUGCACAUUGCUCUUCCACAUUUUCGCACAAGAAAUCUUUGGCUAAGCAUCUAAUAGUCCUUCAUAUGAAAAGCAAAAAGCAUCGAAAGGAGGAUAUUUCUUGCCUGAUUUGCCAGAAGAAAUACAACGAUUUUCAAAGUCUUGGAACUCAUAUGUGGAAACAUUCUAAAGAAAAGCCAAGCACAUGUAAGAUUUGUGGAGAGAAAUUCCUCUAUAAAUUCCUCCAUGAUCGUCAUUUUGAGCUGAAUCAUAAAGAGGAAAAAGAACUCGCAGAGAAAGAGAAAACGAAGCAAGUCUUAUCCUGCCCUCCCAGCGACAGAAUUUCCAAGACACGGUCUACUUACUACAAACACCACAAAACCCACAAACAUUUGACAACUCACAACUUCGAAUGCAAUAUUUGCUCUCAAAAAUUCAAGACUAAAUAUUUUCUCAAGAAGCACAUCGAAGAACAUCCGUCGUCCUAUUCCUGUCACAUUUGUGACGAAACUUUCACUGAGAAGAAUUCUUUGAAGGACCAUAUAGUCAAGCAUAUGGAAAAUUUUACCAAAUGUAUCUACUGCAGCAAGAUAUUCACCAAGCCAAAUUGUUACAGGAAGCACAUCGAGAAAUUCCAUACAGGAUUGCCAAGUAAACCUCCAGAUAAAGCAGUUGAGUGUACAAUCUGCGGUGAAAGUUUCCAGCAAAUAAAGGACCUCAAGUCACAUGUCCUACUCCAUAAAACUCACAUAGAUUGUAAUUUCUGCGGCGAAGGUUUCCCAAAGGAAGAACUGGGCGAUCAUAUACGCCAAAUUCAUGAAGAUGAAGACAAUCUAGAAGAAAUGAAGAAGUACUCUUGCCCUUAUUGUAAAAAAUGGUUUAGAAGUAUGAAGUAUUUUCUAACCCAUCUGGACAUCCAUAAAAAUGACAAUAUCUACACGUGUCCAAUUUGUUCUGAAACAUUUACUCAGAAAAAUCUUCUGAUAAAGCAUAAGAAACUCCACAAAAAGCCAUCUGUCUACAGGUGCAACUUAUGUGAUCGAGAAUUCAAGUCAGGAUGGUUAUUAAUGCAACAUGAAGAGAAACAUGAUCUCGAGGAAGACACCAUAGAAUGUCCCGAUUGCAAUGGAUCAGGAUUCGUUCUUGUGGAACAAUGUAACGAAUAAACAUCAAAUGAAAUAAAAAUAUUGUGACUGUCUCUAAUAAGGGAAAUUCAGAGGAA
Messenger RNA from Phlebotomus papatasi, 1831 nucleotides. Its product is annotated as zinc finger protein 805-like. Lineage: Eukaryota; Metazoa; Arthropoda; Insecta; Diptera; Psychodidae. The transcript is spliced from 5 exons. The coding region runs from base 159 to 1775 and encodes 538 amino acids. Gene Ontology annotation, biological process: regulation of transcription by RNA polymerase II. The record is from RefSeq and is a predicted model, not a curated record. Gene Ontology annotation, molecular function: DNA-binding transcription activator activity, RNA polymerase II-specific; RNA polymerase II cis-regulatory region sequence-specific DNA binding. Gene Ontology annotation, cellular component: nucleus.